AAAAGUUGCUGAACACCACAGCAAAUCCACAACAUCGAAAAAACAUUCUUCAGUCUUUUUGGCAUCAGAAAACACAUGUUGAAGGAGUUCCCAUCCGGCGAACUGGACACCGCUGACUGAUCUGAUAGCUGCUAUUCAAUUAAGAGCCAGUAUCAGCUAAGAUGGCGCAUGUUGAUGAUGUCAUGGCAUGGAGAGAGUCAUUCGACCAGCUUCUGGAUUGUAAAAUGGGCCAGCUGGUGUUUGAGAACUUCUUGAGGACAGAGUACAGUGACGAGAACCUUCUAUUCUGGCUGGCCUGCGAGGACUACAAAAAAAUUACCAGCAUGGCAGAAAUGACAGAGGCCGCCAAAGGGAUUUACGCCGAGUUUGUCCAAGUCGAUGCGCCCAGACAGAUAAAUAUUGACUGUGGGACGAGAGAGGAAAUCAGUGAAAAUAUCUCUCACCCGGGGCCAAAUUGCUUCGACAGGGCGCAGAGACUGAUACGCGGCCUGAUGGAAAACGACUGUUACCCGCGAUUUCUGAAAUCAGAAACCUACCAAGCUCUCCUGGAACAGGCCGCGCGGCGAUGAAAGCCAUUUGAAGAAAUGAAAAAAGAAAAAAAAAAAGCUUGUCGGACGAUUGAUUCUGCACUUCAGAGGACUCUCCUUAGAAUCUGAGUUUAAACAAAAAAAAAAGGGGGGGGGGGGAGAGAAGACGGAGGAAGCAGGAGUUAAAGGAUCCCGGGGACUGGCGACGUCUAAAAGCCACACACGAUUUAAAUACUGUAUUAAGUUUGUUUUUGAAGUCUUUUUUUUUUUUCGUUGAGGUUGCUUGACAUAGCCCAAACGGGAGCAAUUCAGAAAAGAAAAAGAAACAUCGAGCUUAGGAAGGCUGACAUUUGUUUGGACAAGUAUCACGAAUAAAACAUUUAGGAUCUGAAAGCUCAAAGUAGCAAUGUGUACCCUUAAAUUAUUUAGAAUAUUGUAUAGUUUGUUUGUGAAAACAAUGUGUUUGCAGCCACAAAAACUAAUAAAAAAUGAAUAAUGACAGCC
Molecule: messenger RNA, 1031 nt
Organism: Mugil cephalus (flathead mullet)
Lineage: Eukaryota; Metazoa; Chordata; Actinopteri; Mugiliformes; Mugilidae
Product: regulator of G-protein signaling 5-like
Exons: 5
Coding region: 162-569 (135 amino acids)
Source: RefSeq, a predicted model, not a curated record